GGUCUCGUUGGAAAGCUAUGACGAACCUUGAAAAACAGCCAUACUACGAGGAGCAGGCUCGCCUCAGCAAGCAGCACUUGGAGAAGUACCCGGACUACAAGUACAAGCCCAGGCCGAAGCGGACGUGCUUAGUAGAUGGCAAGAAGUUACGGAUCGGUGAAUAUAAGGCAAUCAUGAGGAAUCGGCGCCAAGAGAUGAGGCAAUAUUUCAAUGUGGGACAGCAAGCACAGAUUCCUAUUGCGGCAGCCGGUGUCGUCUACCCGGGAGCCAUCGCCAUGACGGGAAUGCCCUCCCCACAUCUCCCCUCCGAGCAUUCAAGUGUAUCUAGUAGCCCAGAACCUGGGAUGCCCAUCAUCCAGAGCACUUAUGGCAUCAAAAACGAGGAGACUUCUCACGUCAAAGAGGAGAUCCAGAGCGAGGACAUCAAUGGCGAAAUGUACGAAGACGAUGAGGAUGAAGACGACGAUCGCGAUGUGGACUACGGCAGCGAAAGCGAAAACCACAUUGCGGGACAAGCCAACUGAUCGGGGGAGGGGUCCCAAAUUCUUGGUUUUGACCUCGGAGGACUUUAAUGGAGAGCCCCCCCCAAAAAAUCCGGUUUCUUGCCCAGUGGCCAAGCACACGAACUUUAUCCUCACACACUUGACUGUUACUUAAAACUUUUUACUCUUAACUAGUUGGGACAUCAGCUGAUCAGGAGAGAUCAGCCAGCGUGGAGAACUUUGGGAAAACAAGAAAGGAAUUCUAAAAGAAAAGACCACAAAAGGCUCAGAGGAAGAAACCCUAUCAAGGAAGUCAAUCAUGACGAAAGAGAAGAAAAAAAGGACAAAAAAAAAUAAGCUAUGGGUAACAUAAUGCCAGUAAUUCAGCUGCUAUACCCAAGCACUGAAGUCUUACCCGUUUGACCUUUUAUUAUUAUUAUUUUUUUUCAAAU
This is a messenger RNA of Thamnophis sirtalis, 934 nucleotides long. The record is from RefSeq and is a predicted model, not a curated record. Lineage: Eukaryota; Metazoa; Chordata; Lepidosauria; Squamata; Natricidae.